Molecule: messenger RNA, 2509 nt
Organism: Selaginella moellendorffii
Lineage: Eukaryota; Viridiplantae; Streptophyta; Lycopodiopsida; Selaginellales; Selaginellaceae
Product: pentatricopeptide repeat-containing protein At4g21300
Exons: 3
Coding region: 270-2363 (697 amino acids)
Biological process (GO): RNA modification
Cellular component (GO): intracellular membrane-bounded organelle
Molecular function (GO): RNA binding; protein binding
Source: RefSeq, a predicted model, not a curated record
UUGGAUUGCAGCAGAUCAGAGGUUUUUGUUCUUCAACGCGAGGUGCAAACUUUCGCGAGCGAUGUGGCUCCAAUGUCAUGGCGAAGCCGCUGUUUCUUUCGAGGCUUCUGUACGUUACACCUGGGAGUUGAGGGAGAUGCGACGCUAUCCGCAGUCUCUUGUGGGCUUGCAUCAACUCGAGAGCACUGGCCCAAGGCAAACGCGUCCACCAGCUAGCCCAACAAAAAGGUGGCGAGACGGAGAAGGCUCUAAGCAUCCAGCUCGUCCAGAUGUAUCUCAAGUGUGGGAGCUUGGCCGACGCCAGAGAGGUGAUCGAUCGAGUAAGGAUCGGGGAUGUGGUGACUUGGACGAGAUUGCUCGCAGCAUAUGCCCGGAACGGGGAUUGCGAGCGAGCAAUCCAGGCUUACCAGGAAAUGCUCCAGGCCGGGGUGACGCCCAACAAGAUCACCAUCGUGACGCUGCUCAACGCUUGCGUGGAGCAUUCGUGCCUCCCCAACACUGCCCAGAUUCGCUCCAACGUUUUCGAGAUGGGCUUUCUCUCCGACGCCGUCGUCGCCACCGUGCUCGUCAGCAUGCACAGCCGGUUUGGGAGAAUGGAGGACGCUUGCGACGCGUUCCGGGAGAUCCAGAGGCACGACGUGGUCUCGUGGAACGCCAUGCUCUGGGUGUACGCCGAGAAUGACUUCAGGGAAGAGGCGAUGCUUCUCUUCCGGGAAAUGCAGCUAGAGGGAAGUUUGCCGAGCAAAGUUUCGUUCCUGGCGGUUUUCAACGCGGUUGCUGCUGCCGAGGACUCUCUAGAGGCCAGGGCGAUGCAUGGCUUGUUCUUGAGGAGUGGCAUCGAGCAAGACUUGGCACUGGGAAACGCCAUCGUCGACAUGUAUGGCAAGUGUGGCUGUCUCGACGGAGCGCUGGAUGUUUUCCGCUCCAUGCCGGAGCGGGACAUCAUCUCAUGGACUGCCAUGAUCGCUGCUUUCGUCCAGUGCGGUGCCAUGCUCGGGGCACUGGAUUCUUUCAGGUUGAUGCAACUCCAAGGAAUUCGUCCAAACAAGGUGACUUUCCUCACGGUUUUGAACUCGGGGGAGAUCCAGGUUCCACUCGGGGAAGCCGGGAGGAUCUAUGGCUACGUUCUUGAGUCAGGUCUGGAUUUGGAUACUGUUCUGGCCACCGCACUAAUAACGAUGUUUGGUAACUGCAGGGACGCUACAAACGCAAAACUGGUGUUUGAUAGAGUCGAGAGACGAGAUGUGGUCCUAUGGACUGUUAUCGUUGCAGCGUACGCUCAAUGUGGCGACUUUGCAAAAGCCAUGGAGCUCUUCUACGCAAUGCAGCUGGAAGGAUUUCGUCCCAACAAGGCCAGCUUGAUCAUCGUUGUGGACUCGCUGGGGAGCUUGAGAGCUCUCCAGGAAGGGAGACGGAUCCACGAGAGAAUCAUGGAAGAGGAGCUGGACAGGGACUACGUGAUCCUCGGAAACGCGCUCAUCAACAUGUACCUGAGGUGUGGAGACGUCGCCAGCGCCUGGGAGUGCUUCCGGAGGAUGCCAGCUCGCGACGAAUCGUCAUGGAACGUCAUGCUCGCGGCUUGCAGUGAUGAUCUUCGGCUGGUCGUGACGAUGGUUGGCGAGAUGCAGCAGCAGGGACUGUCCCCGGGCAAGAUCACGCUGCUGGCGCUCAUCAACUCGUGUGUCACGGCAGCCUCGACGCUCCCGGAGGCCCGGAGAGUUCAUGCCCGCGUGGUGGAGGCCGGGCUGGAGCGUGAGAAAUCCAUCGCAAACGCGCUGGUGGACAUGUACAGCAAGUGUGGCAACUUGGAGGCCGCGAGCAGCGUCUUCUUCUCGAGCCGGCUGUUUGAGCUCGACGACGCCGUCGCGUGGAACGCUCUGGUGCUGGGACACACGCAGCACGGCAGCUGGAACGAGGCUCUGGGAUUGUUCUGGGCGAUGCAGCAGCAAGGAGUGAGUCCCACGGAGGUGAGCUUGGUGGGAGUGCUAGCGUCUCUCAGCCACGCCGGGAUGAUCCAGGAAGGGUGCCGGGUGUUUGGAUCGAUGGAGGUGGACUAUGGGAUUGGUGCCGCGGCGGAGCAUAGGGGAUGCGUGGUGGAUCUCUUGAGCAAGGUUGGAUGGCUGGAGGAGGCCGAGGAGUUUAUGAGAAGUGGAUGUGGAUCCCGGGAGGAUUGCGUGGGAUGGCUGACGCUGCUGGGGGCUUGUAACUUGCACGGGGACGUGGAGAGAGGAUUGCGAGCAGCGUUUCGGCUUUUGGAGCUGGAUAGUAUCAACAGUGCUGCUCAUGUCAUCCUCUCCAACUUGUUUGCUCCUACUCAAGAAGAAGGGGCUGACAAUAUCUUUGUAUUUAAGGGGAAGAGUUGAUACAUACUACCAGAAAUCUAUCGAGAUAUCUGGGGUCCAUUACAGUACUUUCCAUCGAGCGUUUUGGCAGCUGCAAACACCAAACCAUGAGUCAAAUAUGUGAAAGAAACAUCAUAUGACAGUAUUGAAAUGUUUGUUUACCUGCA